This is a messenger RNA of Heterotrigona itama, 678 nucleotides long. The record is from the annotation of a GenBank genome assembly. NCBI's taxonomy places the organism in Eukaryota, Metazoa, Arthropoda, Insecta, Hymenoptera, Apidae.
AUGUCUGGCGGGCGGCGGAUCUUCCCCGGGGAAAAUAGAAGAUACAGAGAAGAAAAUGAAAAUAACAGAAAGAGGGAAAGCACCUCCGCGCGAAGAAAUCCCCUCUGGUGUGCACUUGCUCCUCGCUCAAAAGUGGCUAUGAAUUGGGAAUACUUAAAGAGGAAAGAAAAGAAUCGACGCGUGCCCUACAGCAUACCGGCAGACUGGAAGGCGUUGUGGUUCAGCAACCUGGACGAUCUGCAGAGAGUGAACGAUGCGAACGACAACAACACCGUCUCGAACGUCACGGUGCAGCUGGGCGGCACCGCGUUCCUGCACUGCAAGGUUCGAAAUUUGGCAGACAGAACGAUAUCCUGGAUACGACGGCGUGACUUCCACGUCCUCACCAGCUCCACGUUCACGUACACGAACGACGAGCGGUUUCAAGUUUUGCAUCCCGAGGGCUCGGACGACUGGACUCUUCAGAUCAAGUACGUUCAGGACAGAGACAACGGGACCUACGAGUGUCAGGUAAUCAACCACGGUUCAAAUUACCAAUCGGAGAAUUGUUUUAACACUUUCGCUACGAUGAUCAAAUCAAUAAUAAUCGUGAAAGUGUCGUGAUCACCGAUUUCGAUGAAAUUUAACAAACAUUUGACACUUUUCUUUUUUCAUCAGCAAUUGUCUUUGAAAUCGUAA